AGCUCAUUGGGGUAGGCGUGUUUUGUACGGAGCGGCUGCGGCGCGGUAAAAUGACACAUCAAGAUCGUGACGUUACUCAAACGCGCCGUACAGAAAGCUCUUUAAGCGUGACAGGUUUGGCUACGGUUUACCAAUAUGUCACGCCGAUAUGAUUCACGGACAACAAUCUUCUCACCUGAGGGCCGUCUGUAUCAGGUGGAGUAUGCCAUGGAAGCCAUCGGCCACGCUGGGACCUGUUUGGGAAUUUUAGCCAAUGAUGGUGUGCUGCUGGCUGCUGAACGGAGGAACAUCCACAAGCUGCUUGAUGAAGUAUUUUUCUCUGAGAAAAUCUACAAGCUUAAUGAAGAUAUGGCGUGUAGUGUAGCAGGAAUCACAUCAGAUGCAAAUGUACUGACCAAUGAGCUGAGACUCAUAGCACAGAGGUACCUGCUGCAGUACCAGGAGCCAAUCCCCUGUGAGCAGCUGGUCACAGCUCUGUGUGACAUCAAACAGGCCUACACUCAAUUUGGAGGAAAGCGUCCAUUUGGAGUCUCUCUGCUCUACAUGGGCUGGGAUAAGCACUACGGCUUCCAGCUCUACCAGAGUGAUCCCUCUGGAAACUACGGAGGCUGGAAGGCUACCUGCAUUGGGAACAACAGCGCUGCUGCCGUCUCCAUGCUGAAGCAGGACUACAAGGAGGGAGAGAUGACGCUGUCCACAGCCCUUGCUCUGGCCAUCAAAGUUCUCAAUAAAACCAUGGACGUCAGCAAGCUGUCUGCAGAGAAAGUGGAGAUCGCCACUCUGACCCGAGAGAACGGCAAGACCUGCAUCAAAGUGCUGAAGCUGAAGGAGGUCGAGGAGCUGAUCAAGAAGCACGAAGCCGAAGAGGCCAAAGCCGAGAAAGACAAGAAGGAGAAGGAGCAGAAAGAGAAGGACAAGUAGACACGCUGUCCUGCACUUGUUUCAGUUUGUAUGUGAGAAUGAAUGAAUGAGUUUGUGAAUGACAUGAUGAAAAUGGACUUUUCAGGUGCUUGUUUCUAAAAAUAAAUCGAGGUGAUCUACCA
Molecule: messenger RNA, 1043 nt
Organism: Cheilinus undulatus (humphead wrasse)
Lineage: Eukaryota; Metazoa; Chordata; Actinopteri; Labriformes; Labridae
Gene: psma4
Product: proteasome 20S subunit alpha 4
Exons: 9
Coding region: 136-921 (261 amino acids)
Biological process (GO): ubiquitin-dependent protein catabolic process
Cellular component (GO): proteasome core complex, alpha-subunit complex; nucleus; proteasome core complex
Source: RefSeq, a predicted model, not a curated record